AUGAUGAUGAUGGUGACUGUGCGGCGCCGCGUGGUGUGUAGUCAGCUGAUCCUUGCGCUCUUGUGCUGCUGCUGCUGUUUGUCCGUCUGCGGGACUGCUGUGCCGGCAAAAACCCUUAUGGAUGUGCAUGUUUCUUGUUCAAGGACUGACGGUAAGUUGAUUUGGCGUCUUCCCGGCGAGACGGGUUGGAGAAAGUGUGCUAAUAAGCCUGCAGAAGGUGGAGGAGGAGAGGAUGAGUGUGCACUGGUGUGCAUUGCCGCUGGGUACGUCUACAAAGAUGCGGAAAAUAACGGACUGUGCGCCCCUGGCGGUAGACCGAGUGUUGUUUGGACCAGCAUAGGGAUUUUUUUGAGCGAGAAUAUAAAAAACUGCAGUUCGGCGGCUGCACCGACAGCGGCGGUUGUUGGCCAGGCACAAAGCGGCGUCGGCAGUCCGCCGGGGGAGGCAGCUGAGACACCGCAUAAGAAGUCGCCUGAGCACACAGACGAAGGCGGCUCUUAUCCAAAGCUAAGCGAAAACUUCGCCGUCAGCCUGCUGACAUCCACAGACACGAACGAACAUGUGGCAUCGGCACCCGAAGCUUCCAGUCAGACGCCCUCUUCUCCAUCCGGCGACAACGCAGCCCAGGAAACUUCCCACAACAAUAAUGAGGGCAACAGCCAAGCCGACGUCAAUGGCGGAGGCACCGCCACUGGGAUGCGGGAUCCCGGCGGUGCGGACAGCAGCGACGCCGCCAUUUUGUGGGUGCGCACGCCUCUGCUGCUGCUGCUCUUCACCGCCCUUAUCUGUGCUGCUGUGCGGUGA
Trypanosoma cruzi is the source of this 804-nucleotide messenger RNA. RefSeq lists its product as uncharacterized. The record is from RefSeq and is a predicted model, not a curated record. The transcript has a single exon. NCBI's taxonomy places the organism in Eukaryota, Euglenozoa, Kinetoplastea, Trypanosomatida, Trypanosomatidae. The coding region runs from base 1 to 804 and encodes 267 amino acids.